AUGCUGGUGUUAUGUCUGUUAUACACCCUGUCCAAUGCUGCUGUGUCUGUUAUACACCCUGUCCAAUGCUGCUGCUAUGUCUGUUAUACGUCCUGUCCAAUGCUGCUGUGUCUGUUAUACACCCUGUCCAAUGCUGCUGCUAUGUUUGUUAUACGUCCUGUCCAAUGCUGCUGUUGUCUGUUAUACACCCUGUCCAAUGCUGCUGUGUUUGUUAUACACCCUGUCCAAUGCUGCUAUUGUGUCUGUUAUACACCCUGUUCAAUGUUGGUGUUGUGUCUGUUAUACACCCUGUCCAAUGCUGCUGCUAUGUCUGUUAUACGUCCUAUCCAAUGCUGCUGUUGUGUCUUUAUACACCCUGUCCAAUGCUGCUGCUGUGUCUGUUAUACACCCUGUCCAAUGCUGCCGUUGUGUCUGUUAUACGUCCUGUCCAAUGCUGCUGCUGUGUCUGUUAUACACCCUGUCCAAUGCUGCUGUUGUGUCUGUUAUACACCCUGUCCAAUGCUGCUGUUGUGUCUGUUAUACGUCCUGUCCAAUGCUGCUGUGUCUGUUAUACGUCCUGUCCAAUGCUGCUGUUGUGUUUGCUAUACACCCUGUCCAAUGCUGCUGUUGUGUCUCUUAUACGUCCUGUCCAAUGCUGCUGUGUCUCUUAUACGUCCUGUCCAAUGCUGCUGUGUCUGUUAUACGUCCUGUCCAAUGCUGCUGCUGUGUCUGUUGUAA
This is a messenger RNA of Ostrea edulis (European flat oyster), 717 nucleotides long. RefSeq names its product keratin-associated protein 16-1-like. The record is from RefSeq and is a predicted model, not a curated record. The transcript has a single exon. Bases 1 to 717 code for a protein of 238 amino acids. NCBI's taxonomy places the organism in Eukaryota, Metazoa, Mollusca, Bivalvia, Ostreida, Ostreidae.